AUGGAUCCGGUUUUAGUCUCGGGCAGAAGGAUCCGCCGCCGUGCUGUGGCCGGUGGCAGUUCGCGCGCGAGUUUGGCCCGAGCUGGUCGGGCUGGGUUGACGAUGGCGCGAGAGGAGAACAUUGGCUUAAGGGUGCGCCUGGACGCCCUCGUGCAGAGCGCGGCGAAGAAGCGGGUGCUGAAAGUGCGCAACCGCAAGGACUCCUGCUGGUGGGUGGCGAUAAGCCGGUCGUGGCGCUGCCGUAUAUGCGAUAAGCCUGUCGUAAUUGCUCUAAUUAAGGUGGUGGUGCACGCUCGCGGUGGACGGUCAGAUCAGUGGGCGGUAUACCCUUCG
Iphiclides podalirius (scarce swallowtail) is the source of this 333-nucleotide messenger RNA. Lineage: Eukaryota; Metazoa; Arthropoda; Insecta; Lepidoptera; Papilionidae. The record is from the annotation of a GenBank genome assembly.